Molecule: messenger RNA, 1821 nt
Organism: Colletotrichum truncatum
Lineage: Eukaryota; Fungi; Ascomycota; Sordariomycetes; Glomerellales; Glomerellaceae
Product: homeobox transcription factor
Biological process (GO): regulation of DNA-templated transcription
Cellular component (GO): nucleus
Molecular function (GO): transcription cis-regulatory region binding; DNA-binding transcription factor activity, RNA polymerase II-specific
Source: RefSeq, a predicted model, not a curated record
AUGCCAGCCCCCGACAUGUCUCCUCCAGCCUCGACUGCUGUCGAAACGACCUCACCUAUAUCCUCAUGCGAUUCACUAUUAACUCACGAAUCUAUCACUCAAUCUCCUGCACGAGAUACGACCACCAACUUGACAGAAAAGCCGGACCUUUCACCCUGCAUAUCAACGUCAAUCCCAAAGACAGACAUGUCCAAUCACGAGCCAGAGAAACACCCCAAAGGAAAGAGGAAGAGGACUGCUGCCAAAGACAAGACUAUCCUAGAAAACGCCUACCUUGCGAACCCCAAGCCUGAUAAGGCAGCGCGUCUGGAUAUUGUGAAGCGCGUUUCACUCAACGAGAAGGAGGUUCAAAUAUGGUUUCAGAAUCGCCGUCAGAAUGACAGACGCAAGUCGCGUCCCCUUUCUGCCCAGGAGAUUGCUGCCCUCCGCUAUGGCGGAAUGCAGAUUCUGUCUUCUGACCCGGUGACUUAUAGUCCCUCAGCCACCGAAGAGAAAACUUCGCCCGCGACUGACGGCUCAUUUACAAAUGGCUCUGUGUCCGUGGAAACCCCGGUCAAACCCAUCAAUGCCUUGGCCGAGGAUCUGGUCGAAGGACCACAACAUAUCAGUCCGUCUAAUGGAGCCAUGAAGGUGGGAACCAAGGCUUUUGAAACUCCAGCGUCUCAAGUAUCAGAUCCUUCAGCUGCAUCUCAGCAACAUUCAGCAUCAUUUUCCUUGUCAAGCUCCGUUAGUUUCCUAGCGAACCAGUGGUAUCCUGCAAGUUCCUUCUCCACGCCGUCGACUUUCAGCCGUACUGUCGACGAUACACCCAAGUCUGAACAAUGUACGUCAUCCUCUUGCGAGCCUGCCACGUCCGCGACUUCCAUCCUUCCUCUUCCUCAGUCUCACGUACGUCUAUCACUCUCUCUUGAGGGCAAGGCGGAGCUUGUCGCCAAUGAGGCCUCAUCACCACGACUACAACCUAGCAAAUUGUUUUCGGAUUUGCCGAGUCUACCUCAAGUCAAAAGUCGGCCUUUCCAACGCAGCCAUAGUGCCCUUCCCAGCGUAACUUUGCCUCCCAUCUCGGCCCUAACAGAUUCUCUCCCGCCAACUCUUGGACGAGGCCGCUCCCGCGAUGCACAUGCAUGGGAACUGUGCUGUGAUGCUGAUGCUCGCGAUGAGCUCACUACUCAAGCAGAAAACGAGUCUAAUGGCUCUGCUGUUGCCGCUAUUAGUCUCCUGCGCUCAACGAGCGGUAUUCUUCAAAACAAUACAUCAAAGCGGAAUUCUCCAGCUACUAGACCAACGUCCCGGCCCCAACAGGCUAAAAAACCCAAGCUGAGUCGGACAUCAUCAAGCGUGGCAAGAAUGCAAACUGCUCUUGUGGACAGCGAUGAUGGCGUGGAUUCACAAAAAGUCGAGAAGGGGUCAGGGAAAACAGUCAGAGUCGACAUGCUGGUUUCUCCAUCGGGUGAUUCCGAUAAGGAGAACUGGUUUCCAGACGACGAGAGGAAUCCACGCCGAUUUUCACCGUCUCAUAAUGUUCGGAGGCCGUUGCCGGCUACUGCGACCAACAGGUUCAAUUCGAGGCGAACCGGCCGGCUACUACAGGACCACCCUGGCCCCAUCGUAUUCGGCGGAAAUCGCUCCAAGACUAUGCCGAUGAUAGGUCGCCGAGAUUCUGGAAAAGGCUUAUCGAUUUUCGAAGAUGAAGACAUGCCAGGGCUCAAGCCUACGGAUGAGGUAGAAAGGUUUAUGCGUGGCGAGAUCAGCCCCAGCAAGAAAGGAGACAUGGAUUGCAUUGCGGGAUUGCUGUCCCUAAGUCAAGGCAAUUGGAGAUAG